AUGUGCGAUUCCGAGCGCGGCUGGAGCCUGUCCUUCGCGGGCUGCGGCUUCCUGGGCUUCUACCACCUCGGGGCGACCCGCUGCCUGAGCGAGCGCGCCCCGCACCUCCUCCGCGACGCGCGCAUGUUCUUCGGGAGCUCAGCGGGGGCGCUGCACGGCGUCACCUUACUCGCCCGCAUUCCCAUUGACCGGUCUCUGCAGGUGCUCACAGACCUUGUCCAGUCCGCCAGGAGCCGGACCCUGGGCGUCCUCCACCCGUCCUUCAGCAUCGCCAGGUUCUUCCACGAGGCCCUCCACAGACACCUCCCGGCCAACGUCCACCAGCUCAUCUCGGGCAGAAUGUGCAUCUCGCUCACCCGAGUGUCCGACUGGCAAAACGUCCUGGUGUCCGACUUCCAGUCCAAAGACGAAGUUGUGGACGCCUUGAUCUGCUCCUCCUUCAUCCCUUUCUUCUGUGGCUUAAUCCCUCCGACCUUCAGAGGCGUGCGGUACGUGGAUGGAGGGUUUACUGACAGUGUACCCUGCUUUGAUGACAAAGCGACCAUCACCGUGUCCCCGUUCCUUGGGGAGCAUGACAUCUGUCCUAAGGUCAAGUCCACGAACUUCCUGUAUGUGGACGUGUCCAAGCUCAGCCUCCGCUUCUGCUUAGAGAACGUCCACCUGAUAAGCCAAGUAGUGUUCCCCCCGGAUGUCAAGGAGCUUGGAGAGUUAUUCCUACGAGGGUAUUUAGACGCCGUCAGGUUCUUGGAGGAAAACGGCAUCUGUGACAGGCCCCAUCCGAGCCCGAGUGUGCCCUCCGGAGCCCCCGAGUUCCUUCCGUUCUCCUGGGAAACCACGCGCCCCGAGGCUCUCCCCGGGGGGACUGCCUGGCAGAGGAGGCCUGAGGUGGCCGAGCUGCUGGACCACCUGCGUGUCCACCUCCUGCCCUGGGACGAGAGCAUCCUGCAGACUCUGUCGCCCACGCUCAUCGCAGGACUGAGUGAGGCACUUAAACCCCGACGUGGCUGCCUGAGCAAGAUUUGCAGCUUCCUGCCGGUGAAGGUCAUGUCUUACGUGAUGCUGCCGUGUACGCUGCCCGUGGAGUCCGUGGUCGCGGUGGUGCAGAGACUGGUGCUGUGGCUUCCCGACAUUCCCGAUGACGUCCAGUGGCUGCAGUCCGUAACUUCCCAGGUUUGUUCUCGCCUGGUGACGCAGCUGCUCCCCGCGCUCAGGGCCCAGGGCGGCGGCGGGCAGGCCUCCGAACUGGACCCCGACGUGAUGGAGAGCUGGGCCGGGCAGAGGGCCAACUCCUGGCUGACCUUCGAGAAGAGGCUGACCCGAGAACCAUGA
Eptesicus fuscus (big brown bat) is the source of this 1329-nucleotide messenger RNA. RefSeq names its product 1-acylglycerol-3-phosphate O-acyltransferase PNPLA3. Bases 1 to 1329 code for a protein of 442 amino acids. NCBI's taxonomy places the organism in Eukaryota, Metazoa, Chordata, Mammalia, Chiroptera, Vespertilionidae. The transcript is spliced from 10 exons. Gene Ontology annotation, cellular component: lipid droplet; membrane; cytoplasm. The record is from RefSeq and is a predicted model, not a curated record. Gene Ontology annotation, biological process: triglyceride catabolic process; lipid homeostasis. Gene Ontology annotation, molecular function: triacylglycerol lipase activity.